This is a messenger RNA of Penicillium longicatenatum, 900 nucleotides long. RefSeq lists its product as uncharacterized. NCBI's taxonomy places the organism in Eukaryota, Fungi, Ascomycota, Eurotiomycetes, Eurotiales, Aspergillaceae. The transcript is spliced from 5 exons. Bases 1 to 900 code for a protein of 299 amino acids. The record is from RefSeq and is a predicted model, not a curated record.
AUGUUGCUUGCAUACGGUUUAUCAAUUGGUGCUGGAGUAGUUGAAACGCUGCUGGUGGAAUAUGGGAUCGGAAAGCACAUAGAUACCGUCAAUCCAGCCAACCUACCCAUGAUAUCGAAACUGACUCUAAUCAACUCGAUAAUCAACUUGCUUGGCACGAUGAUGGUCAAAGUCUCCAUUUGUCUAUUUCUCCUCCGCAUGACCCACAGAGCCAACCAAACCGUCAAGUGGCUCGUAAUGACCAACCUUAUAAUCUUGAUUCCUUUCACUAUCGCCGUUGUUAUCGUCGACCUGGUCCAGUGCAUUCCGCUAAAGGGAUAUUGGGACAAAUCUAUAGAUGCGAAAUGCAUCAAUGCAGAUACCAUUGACAUCCUGCUCAAGGCUGCGUCGGCUGUCGGAGUCGCAACCGAUUUCUUCACAGCUGCGAUCCCCAUCGUAAUCGUCUAUCGAGUUCAAAUUCCUCGACAACAAAAAUGGGCAGUCUAUGCAAUUCUCAUGAUCGGAUUUUUCACUGCGGGAACCUCCAUUGCCAAAACAGUUGUCAUCAAUUGGACACCCAAAGAUUAUACCUGGGGGAACUCACCAGUUGGAUACUGGGGUGCCUUGGAACAUGAGCUGGGGAUAUUCGCGGGUUGUCUCGUCACACUUCGACCUCUGCUUCAAAAAAUGCACUCACACUUCAGUUCGGGUACCGGAAGCUUGGAGUCACAUGAAUUGGCUCCUGAAUCGGCACACUCAAGAAAGCGAACGUUGAGUGAGGAUGAGUUGUUGCGACUAGAAUCAAGCGCCCAGCCUAUGGGGUUGCAAAUCCAGAAAAUGACUGAAGUGGAGGUCUCUCUCGACGCGCCGCUUACAAAACAUUCUCCUGAUGCGCACAGAAGAGAAGAUGCUUGGGUUUGA